Molecule: messenger RNA, 1420 nt
Organism: Condylostylus longicornis
Lineage: Eukaryota; Metazoa; Arthropoda; Insecta; Diptera; Dolichopodidae
Product: repetitive organellar protein-like
Exons: 4
Coding region: 96-1334 (412 amino acids)
Source: RefSeq, a predicted model, not a curated record
UGAUGAUAAUGAAAUGUGUAUAUUACGGAAUCUAUAUAAGCAUAAGAGUUGGAAAUUUAUAGAUUAAAAAAUAUUUAAAUCAAUUUAAAGAAAAAAUGACAAAAGUUGUAAGUAACAAAAGGCAGAUGCUUCAUCUAGUUAAAUUAAUGGAAGAAAAUUUAGAUGUUGCAAGAGCUGUGAUCUCUAAAAAUAGCGCAAAAGAGAAAUGGGAGGAAUUUUCAAUUGAACUUAAUAAAUUAGGUCCACCUCAACGAGAUUGGGAAAAAUGGCAGCGUGUUUGGAGAGACUUAAAAGCAAAAGUUAGAAAAAAAGCUUAUGAGCAGAAGGAAGAUACAAGAAUAUAUGGUAUUGCAUCAAAUAAAUAUUACCCACUUUCUCAAAUGGAAGAAAUGGUUGCAAGUAUAUUGGAAUUGAGUUCCUCUAUGGAUCUACAAGAAGAUGUAAUAAAUUUAGAUGAGAAUAGAAGAAGAACUAGUACUAUUAUUGAAGAGAUGGAAACAGUUCAAGAUUCUAAUAGUUGUAUUGAAAAUACUGUAGAAAAUGUAUGUGAUGAAUUUGAGCCAGCUUCUGAAAAGUCGAAACUUGAAGGAAAACGGUUAAAUAAAGAGCUGAAAAUGAUACAUAAUGAUAAACGAUUAGAUUUAUUAAAAGAGCAAAUUAAUUCUCAGAAUAAAUAUCGUGAAAACGCUUCAAAAAUAAUGGGUGAUUUUCAAAAAAGCUUGGAAUCUAUCGGCAAAUAUACAAAAGAAAAUUAUUUUGACAAAAAAACAUAUAGGGAAUGUAAAUUAGAUUUUAUGCGAAAGAAAAUAGAUCUUUUGGAACAGGAAAUUAAAAAUAAUGAAGAUGAAGCUAGAAGGCAAGAAAUAUACAGAAAAACAAAAUUAGAGAUGAAAAAUAAUUCUUAUCCGACACAACAGACUGAAAAUAAUAUUGAAACAUCUAAUACAGAUUCAACACUUCAGCUUUUAACGGAAACAAAAAAUACCCACAAAAUGAUUUUAGAAAAUGUUCGCGACAUUAAAAUGAAAUUAUUUAUGCAAAAAAAAUCUACUACACAUUGUGAGGAUUGCUCUAGUACAAAUAAAGAUAUGUUGGCGGUACAAAAUCAAAUCUUGGAAGUACAACAAAAAAAUUUAAACAUUCAAAUGCAAAUUAUUGAAGAAAUUAAAAAGUUAUCUGAACAUUUUUUCUAUAAAACCGAUGAAAAUAAUUCGAAAAGUGUUCAAAAUGAAAAUUUGGAACUUAAUCGCAAUAGUGAAAGUGAUGAUGUAAGUAAUAGUGACGAAGAUCCUCUUAGUAAUAUAAAAGACAGAAAAAGAAUCAAAUUAGAAUAAGUAAAGAAUUUCAUUUUUUUUUUUUGCUUCUAUACGUUCGAGCUUUGGAUAAUUUAUAAAAAUUAAGCAAAAAAAAAAACAAUAAU